UAGUCUAUUUCUUAUUACUAAAUCUCUCAACUUUCUACAAGAAAUACAUACCAAAAUGGCCAAGCUUCCACAAGUUGUACUUUUGAAACAAAUUUUGAAAAAGUGUUCUAGUUUGAGCAAGAAGAAUGAAGUCCACUUUCCGAUUGACGUACCAAAAGGACAUUUUGCAGUUUACGUUGGAAAGAAUAGAACACGAUACAUCGUACCUAUUUCUUUCUUGACUAAUCCUGAGUUUCAAUGUCUCCUUCGUUGCGCUGAGGAAGAAUUUGGCUUUAAUCAUGACAUGGGCAUCACAAUUCCUUGUGAAGAAUUCAUUUUCCAAUCACUUACUUCCAUACUGAGUUAGUAAAUUAUUUGGAAACAAGAAAAAGUGUGAAUUGUUAAUUUUGGAGUGA
Solanum verrucosum is the source of this 395-nucleotide messenger RNA. RefSeq names its product auxin-responsive protein SAUR50-like. The transcript has a single exon. The record is from RefSeq and is a predicted model, not a curated record. Gene Ontology annotation, biological process: response to auxin. Bases 56 to 346 code for a protein of 96 amino acids. NCBI's taxonomy places the organism in Eukaryota, Viridiplantae, Streptophyta, Magnoliopsida, Solanales, Solanaceae.